Messenger RNA from Aedes albopictus (Asian tiger mosquito), 1848 nucleotides. Its product is annotated as transmembrane protein 267. The coding region runs from base 205 to 837 and encodes 210 amino acids. The record is from RefSeq and is a predicted model, not a curated record. The transcript is spliced from 4 exons. Lineage: Eukaryota; Metazoa; Arthropoda; Insecta; Diptera; Culicidae.
UUCCUAGACAAAUUUUGUUCUCAGUUCAAACGAUUACAAAUUUUGUUUUGUACUCUGUUUUGUUUACAAAUGGAAUUUCAAAUUAAAAUAGGUAUCAGUGAUCUCACCUUCGCUUUGUUCCAGUGAGUCGUUCAACAAGCGCAAGAUCAGCAAUUAUUUUUGUCGACGAGUGAUAGUUAGAUAUGCCCUAGUACCACAACGACAAUGUCGCCGACGUUACUACUGCUGCUAAAACACGCGGUGCUCCUUGUGAUCUGCCUCGUCGGUGACAAACUUUUGCAGAUCGUUCAGAAGCCCCCUCUGCUCAGGGCAGCCGUGGACAACGUGACUCACGCCCUGGUAGGGCUGAUAGCUGCCGAAAUAGUGGUGCAUCAGUUUCGCGAUCAGCUGGGCAAGAGCGAACUCUGGUUGCUGAUUGGGUUCGGGUUCGGACUCGCCUCCUGGAUCGACGUUGACCAUUUUAUCGAAGCGCGCUCGUUUCACAUUCAUGACGCCACCAAUCUGACUCAUCGACCAUUCCUUCAUAACUCAGUGAUAUUCCUGGUGCUUCUCAUCGCGAUCUGUGUGCUGGUCCAGGUGCAGGACAAUUUCCGGCCGUUGAUUUGGACGGCCAUUGCUUUCGUGUCAUUUUUCACGCACCAUCUGAGGGAUGCAAUCCGGCGGGGGCUUUGGUUCCGAGCGCCCUAUCUCAACUACAGUACCGCUCCGGUGCUUUAUUGGCUCUACUUGGUACUGACGCAGCUGUGCCCGCACGCAGUGAUCCAACUGCUGCACAUGCAGGGUAAAGGAAGUGCGGGAGACCACUCGAUUCGAUAUCGACCACUUCAAGUAGUUUAAGCAGUUUUUACAGAGUGAACAAGCCUACUACAGUACUCAAUAUAUGAUACUGGUUCCACAUGGCAAUCGCUUCAAUUGCCCUAAACGUCCUAAGGUCCUCCUCAACUGCAUCUGACACAGGAAGGUUACCAGGUAAACUGCGACACCAAGACCGUCGACGAGAUGAUCGUAACGUGGAAGCAGAAGAAGUUGCAUGGGACGCCCCCAUCAACUGGAGCUCAAACACAUCGAUAAGGCAGCGUCGAAUGCGUAGUUGUUGCGGAGUGACCUCUCCACUGUAACAGCAGGUUUCAUGGUAGCCAUCCAGGACCGAGUAAUUGCGACGAAGAACUAUCGGCCGUACAUAUUGCACGAAGACGUGGAUGAAUGCUGUAGGAAGUGUAAUUCAGUUGGGGAAACGAUCGCGUAUGUCGUUGCAGGCUGUUCAGUGUUAGCUGAAUCAGCUUUCCUCGAUGGUUACAACGAAGUUGCUAAGAUUGUGCAUCAACAGCUUCCUUUUAAACACAACUUGGUCGACUACACGUAGCACCUGCACCCGGUUCUGGAAAUAGUUGCAUAAAACUGUACUGGGUGCGCGGGAACAUUACGGAUGCAACGCUCAUCGACAUCGCUGUACUGCUAGACCAUAAUGUCCAAUCAACUUUAUCCGGUAAGUUAAUCAAGUACCACGACCUAGCGGAGUGGGGACGAUCUGCGGACCCUACGCAGAGUGCGGAACUGGAGACAAACUGCCAUGGACCGAGUGGAAUGGAGACGGCUACUAUGUACAGCAGAGGCCACCCCGGCCUUAGCCUGAUUGGUAAGGUAAGUAAGACCUAGCGGAGAAGCUGAAGCUGAUUUGGCACCUGGAGAACAUCCGUAUAGUUCCGAUUGUCCUCUCGACAACCAUAAAUCUCUCCAGAGGUCCCUUGACGAGCUGGAAUUGAAGGAGGAACUGAACAGCAUCCUGAAAGCGGUGAUUCUUGAAACCUGUAGUCAUUAGCGGAGCCAGCUUUUUCUUUUUUCUUACUC